Messenger RNA from Myotis brandtii (Brandt's bat), 2759 nucleotides. It is a transcript of the gene SVOPL, whose product is annotated as SVOP-like. The record is from RefSeq and is a predicted model, not a curated record. Gene Ontology annotation, molecular function: transmembrane transporter activity. Bases 325 to 1824 code for a protein of 499 amino acids. The transcript has 16 exons. Gene Ontology annotation, biological process: transmembrane transport. Gene Ontology annotation, cellular component: membrane. NCBI's taxonomy places the organism in Eukaryota, Metazoa, Chordata, Mammalia, Chiroptera, Vespertilionidae.
GUUGCAGUGGGCACUGUGCCAUAUUAUACAAACAUCGUCUCAUUUAAUCCUCAUUUCAGACUUGAGGCAGUUUGUCAGUUAAGAAUUGCACACAACUGACUGUCGGAGUGCAGUGUUUAUCAUUCAUCACAGCCAGUUGGUCACAGCUGUCCUUGUUCCUCCCACGGCUUCACUUGACCAGCCUAAAAAAAUUUUUGCACACAACCGCAAGUAAGUAAUAGCGACCAGAAAUAACGGGGUCUUAGACAAGAGAGAGCUUUCUUUUCUUUCCCACAUAGAAGCCGUCGGGAGGGAAGCCGUGUGGGAAACCGGAACCAUUAGAAGAUGCCAACCAAGCGGGCGGAGCCGGUCACCGUCCUCAGCCUUCGGAGGUUGAGCCUGGGAGCCCCAGAGCCACAGCCGAAAGAGCCCAAGACUUUCACCGUGGAAGAUGCCGUGGAGACCAUCGGAUUCGGGCGCUUCCACAUUGCCCUGUUCCUCAUCAUGGGCAGCACUGGGAUUGCCGAGGCCAUGGAGAUCAUGUUAAUAGCGGUUGUGUCUCCCGUCAUCCGCUGUGAAUGGCAGCUGGAGAAUUGGCAGGUGGCGUUAGUGACCACGAUGGUGUUUUUUGGCUACAUGGUCUUCAGCAUCCUCUUUGGCCUCCUGGCUGACAGAUAUGGCCGCUGGAAGAUUUUGCUCAUCUCGUUCCUGUGGGGAGCCUACUUCUCCUUGCUGACCUCUUUCUCUCCCUCGUACAUCUGGUUUGUCUUCCUGCGGACGAUGGUGGGCUGUGGCGUGUCUGGCCAUUCACAAGGGCUGAUCAUAAAGGCGGAAUUUUUGCCCACGAAAUACCGAGGCUACAUGCUCCCCUUGUCCCAGGUUUUCUGGCUCGCUGGCUCCCUGCUCAUCAUCGGCCUGGCCUCUGUGGUCAUCCCCACCAUCGGGUGGCGCUGGCUCAUCCGCAUCGCCUCCAUUCCUGGCAUCGUCCUCAUCUUGGCCUUCAAGUUCAUCCCUGAAUCUGCUCGGUUCAAUGUCUCCACCGGGAACACGCAGGCGGCCCUGGCUACGCUGCAACACAUCGCCAGGAUGAACCGCUCGGCCAUGCCCGAGGGGCAGCUGGGGGAGCCCAUCCUGGAUAAAAGAGGAAGGUUUGCAGACCUGUUGGAUGCUAAAUAUUUGCGGACCACGUUACAGAUCUGGGUCAUAUGGCUGGGCAUCUCUUUCGCCUACUACGGGGUCAUCCUGGCCAGCACCGAGCUGCUGGAGCGGGACCUGGUCUGUGGUUCGAGGUCCGAGUCCGAGGCGAUGGUGAGCAUGGGGGUCUCAGAGGAGAGCCAGAGCCCCUGCUACUGCCACAUGUUUGCCCCCUCCGACUACCGGACCAUGAUUAUCAGCACCGUUGGUGAAAUUGCCCUGAAUCCUCUGAACAUCCUGGGCAUUAAUUUCCUGGGCAGACGGCUGAGCCUGUCUAUCACCAUGGGCUGCACAGCUUUAUUCUUCCUUCUCCUCAAUAUUUGCACUUCAAGUGCCGGCCUCAUCGGCUUCCUCUUUAUGCUGAGGGCUUUGGUGGCUGCCAACUUCAACACCAUCUACAUUUACACCGCUGAGGUCUACCCCACCACAAUGCGCGCUUUGGGGAUGGGGACCAGCGGCUCUCUGUGUCGCAUUGGAGCAAUGGUGGCACCAUUUAUAUCCCAGGUUCUGAUGAGCGCAUCGUUGCUGGGGGCCCUGUGUCUUUUCUCAUCCGUCUGUGUUGUGUGUGCCAUUUCAGCAUUUACUCUCCCCAUUGAGACCAAAGGUCGGGCCCUACAGUUUUUGGUGACAAGGAUGGAAGUUGACUGCUAAUGGCCUGCAGGACAAGACACACAGGCGAGAAGCCCACUGAACCUUUUGAGUUCACUGUUCCUCUCGUCAAAGCUGAGGGCCGUUGGUAAGUCACUCUUGGAUUUGAGCUCCACUCCCUUGUGUGUAGCUCUCCAAUCUAAACACUUUAUUUAAAAAAAAUAUUGUUCCCGGAAAGGUUCCAGGACAGUUAUAGUGGAAGUCUGCGGUUAGUGGUAGCUGUUAGGAAACUCAAAGCCUACAGCAUAAACUAAACUACUGGGAGACUUGGGGAACUAAAUUAAGAUUGUUUUAACCAAUGGCACAACAAAAUCUAAGUAGGCAUACACCAGACAAGUAAAAGCCAUUAGGGCGUCUGACACUAUAAAGAAAGCUUCUCAGGAAAGGAAUAAUAAAUCUAUUGCUAAUAGGAAUCUCGGAAGCCAAAGCUGAAAAAUGGUAGACACAGGUCAAACACUUGUAAGACGUUAGAGUACUCACCACUAAAUCUAAGCCUUCUGUGCUAGGAUAAGUUGGUUGUGGAAUACAUUCGAUUGAAAUUAGUUCACCUGCUAAACUGAAGAAAAAUUCCAGUGAGGUACACUGUAAAACACCACACAAUUCCCGACCCAGUGGCAUUUCCCUCUUAGAUAUUCAUUUGGCUUCGAGGUGGGGAGCCAUUUUUCUGCUAAGGGACAUAUGGAUAUUUAUAACAUCAUUUGAGGACCAUACAAAAUUAUCAACUGUAGAUAUUUACAAAAAUGGCAACUCUUACUGCAACAACCUAACAUUACAAUGACCAUUAUGGCGAAUGUUCUAAUUAGAUAAGAUCAUUUCCUUACGAAGUGCACAUGAAAGUAAGGGUUUCCAGAUCAACCAGAAUGGAAUGCCUAUUUUAGUUGGUAUGCAGAACCCACCCCCCGCAAAGGAUUCAAAAUUCCAAAAGGCUAAAUGAAAAA